AUGUCCUCCGAUACCCCAUCUACCUCAGAGAUUCAGAUCAACGUCAAAGGGCCCAGCGAGCUCAAGCUCCAGAUCACAAUAGCUACCGACAAGACUGUUGCUGACCUGAAGCAGGCCAUUGCGGAGAAGUCAGAUGUCCCUGCUGACCGCCAACGCCUCAUCUACUCCGGGCGUGUGUUGAAGGACGAGGAUGUGCUCUCCACCUACAAGAUCCAGUCUUCGCACACCAUUCACAUGGUCAAGGGCGCAGCCCGCUCGGCCGCAUCGACGUCGCAGUCCGCAGCGCAGCAGCCGCUGCCCAACAUGCAGGCUGGGCAGAACCCGCACGAUCCUCUCACUCAGCUCACUGGCCAUAUGGGGUAUGGGGCGAUGGCUGGUCUUAAUCCCUUUGCCGAGCUCGGCCUCAAUCCCAAUGACCCCAACAUGAUGCAGUCCAUGCUCACAUCGCCUCAAUUCCUUCAGCAAAUGUCUGGUAUCAUGUCCAACCCCGCCUUGCUUGACCAGAUCAUCGCGUCCAACCCUCAACUGGCAGCUAUGGGUCCACAAGUGCGGCAGGUCUUCCAAAGCGAGCAGUUCCGUAACAUGGUGUACGCAGCUUGCCCUACUGUCUCCAUCUCCAAGCUGCCUUCACUCACAUCAAUUACACACAGCUCCAAUCCCGAGACGUUGCGCAUGAUGCUCCAGAUGUCCACGAUGAUGCGCGAUAUGGGCGGUGCAGGUGGUGGUGCAGGAGCCUUCCCAGCGCCUGGUCUGCCCUCUACCGCUCGACAAAAUGUCCAGCCAGCCGCAGGUACUGGCACCGGCACAACCACCUCUCCCGGCACAAUCAACCCCCCUCUUCCCUUCUUCAAUCCCUUCUUCCCCCCACCCCCUGCCACUGGCGCCUCCGCGGGCACAGGCACCUCGCCGACCGCGCCCGGCGCGACGGGUGCCGCAGGAACAGGGGCAGGCGCUGCGCCUGGCGCUGUGCCUGGUGCUGGUUUGUUUGAUCCCGCAAUGAUGCAGCAGAUGCUCGCUGCGAUGGGAGGGCAAGGCGGUGCGGAUCCGUUUGGACUCAGUGCGCUGGGCGGUGGAUUCCCAGCCCCUGCUGCCCCGGCGGACACUAGGCCACCGGAAGAGCGCUUCCAAGUGCAGCUACAACAACUCCAAGACAUGGGUUUCACAAACGCCUCGCAGAACGUCCGUGCGCUGCUCGCCACUGCCGGAAACGUGAACGCUGCUAUCGAGUACAUCCUCGGCGGCGGCGGAUUGUAA
Laetiporus sulphureus 93-53 is the source of this 1254-nucleotide messenger RNA. RefSeq lists its product as uncharacterized. Gene Ontology annotation, molecular function: polyubiquitin modification-dependent protein binding. The transcript has 6 exons. Gene Ontology annotation, cellular component: cytosol. NCBI's taxonomy places the organism in Eukaryota, Fungi, Basidiomycota, Agaricomycetes, Polyporales, Laetiporaceae. The coding region runs from base 1 to 1254 and encodes 417 amino acids. Gene Ontology annotation, biological process: ubiquitin-dependent protein catabolic process. The record is from RefSeq and is a predicted model, not a curated record.